GCGGGGUAACCGACGCUUGCAUGCAGCGGCGCACAAGCUUGUCCGUGCCGGGGGCGCGCCGGCCCAUGUCGCCGAUACAGGACCACGACAAGGAGACGGACGAAGACGUCGUUGUCGCCAAGGAAGUCGACCAGCCCCGGAGUUCCACACGGUCGGUCAAGAUCAUUCCAUUCGCACCCGACCGGCUAAGCUUUGCCCUUCCAAAGGGCACCUCAACGUCCAGCAUCCUCAACACCAGCAUGCGCGAGAGCUCGGACGACUUGAUUGCGAACGCCGCGGCGCUGGCCGAGGGCACGGUGCUUCGGCCCAACGUCGCCGCCCUCCGCGCGAUCGGCAAGCUCAAGAUGAAGCACAAGGACAUGGUCGACCGGCGGCGGCAGCAGGCCCUCGACACGGACCGGCACCAUGCGAUUCUCAAGCAGUAUACCAUUCGCGCGGUCGCCAAGAAGACAACGAGCGCCGAGCAAAAACUGCCGUGGCACCUCGUCAACCCGAGUGCAAAUUGGUACAAGACAUGGCAGCUGAUGUCGCUCGGUAUCAUUUGUUAUCAGAGUUUUCAAACGCCGUACUCGCUCGCGUUCUCGGACGCCAACAGCAACCCGCUCCAAGACUACUUUAGUAUCACAACCAACACCAUUUUUGGCAUCGAUACGCUCCUCAACUUCAACACGGCGCUCGCCGACCCGGUCGUGCCCGACAAGUACAUUACGAGCCGCAAGGCGAUCAUGAAGCGCUACAUUUGUGGCUGGUUCGUCCUCGACCUCGUUGCGUGCUUUCCGAUCGACAUUGUCAUGUACAUUGCGCUCAACGAAGCGUCGUCGUCGAGUCAUUUGAGUAUUCUCGGGCUUCUCAAGUCGCUCCGUCUCCCGCGGCUUCUCCGACUCGCGCGGCUUGUGCGCGUGCUCAAAAUUUUGCAAAUCCCCGUCGAGUGGAAACGCUGGAUUCUGUAUUCGCGCUACUCGCACUUGAUUCGGCUCGUGACGAUGAUCCUCGCCUUCAUCUUUGUCGUCCAUAUCAUGGCGUGCGUCUGGCACGGGUCGGUCGCCCGUCUCGGGUGGCAAAAUACCGCGUUUCAGCCCGGCACGACCGUCGACUUGUAUGUGCUCAGCUAUUUCUUUACGCUCGUGACGCUCGUGGGCCAAAACAUGCAGCUCGAGACGCAAGCCGAGUACAUGUUUUCGAUCUACCUCCUCUUGCUCGGCUCGAUGCUCAUGGCCAUUGUGUUUGGUAAUGUCGCCAAUUUGCUCUCCAAUUUCUACGAGAACCAAAACAGCUACAAGAAAAAAAUGGAGUGGCUCUUCGAGUCGAUGGGCGCGAUGCAGCUUCCGCUCGACCUCCAAAACCGCAUCAACGAGUACUACCAAGUCAUGUGGGAACGCCACGGCACGCUGGACGGCCAAGUGUCGGUGCUCACGCAAGAGCUCUCGCGGAAUCUCGCGAUUGAAGUCGAGCUCUAUCUGCGGAUGGAGAUGAUCAGCCGCGUCCCCAUCUUCCAUACGUGCAGCAAAAAGGUCGUCCAAGAGAUUGUCAUGCGCCUCGAAAUGGACGUCUAUUUGCCCGGCGACUACGUCGUCGUCCAUGGCGAAAUCGCUUGGGAAAUGUACUUUGUGCAGUCGGGCAUUUGCGAAGUCACGAAAGGCGGUGUCGCAGCCAAUGACUCGUCGCCCCUCUUGAGCGAAGACGAAGUCGUGUUGCGGCACUUGACGCAAGGCGACUUCUUUGGCGAGAUUGCGCUGUUGAUGCAGUGCAAGCGAACGGCCAAUGUGCGCGCACAGAUCUUCUCGGAGCUGUGCGUUCUGACGCGGGACGUCUUUGAGUCGAUUUCAGCGAAGUUUGUCGAAGACCGCAUGCGCAUGGAAGAGGUCAUUGUGCAGCGGUACCACCCCGAUGUGCUCAAGCAGAUCGAGGUCGAGCAACGCGAAGCCAAGGGUCUUCCCCUCGUCUUGCAUCCGGAAGUCAAGCCCCCCAGUGACGGCGACGCGUCGACCAAGAUCCUGGCGGCGCUCGGCGAGCUCUCCAAUCGCAUGGGCAACCUUGAGCGCAAGGUACAAAACAUCGAAGACGCGCAGCGCCACUGCUUCAACAAGAUCUUCACGGCGCUCCAAGUGCGAAAAAAGAAACCCCCCUUUGACAAACCCCCCGCGAGCACCCCCCCCGGCUUUGAUCCUGUCAUGUAAUGCCCACCGCGUCCAAAUAAUAUACAAUCGUGGGAGC
Saprolegnia diclina VS20 is the source of this 2214-nucleotide messenger RNA. RefSeq lists its product as hypothetical. Bases 21 to 2177 code for a protein of 718 amino acids. Gene Ontology annotation, biological process: monoatomic ion transport; transmembrane transport. Lineage: Eukaryota; Oomycota; Saprolegniomycetes; Saprolegniales; Saprolegniaceae. Gene Ontology annotation, cellular component: membrane. The transcript is spliced from 4 exons. The record is from RefSeq and is a predicted model, not a curated record. Gene Ontology annotation, molecular function: monoatomic ion channel activity.